GUUGAAUCAGCAGAAGAAGGGACGUGAGAAACAAGAAGCACCGACUGAAUGAGAGCGAAGUGGAUUGGAAGUGAGAGUGGAGAGAGAGAGAGAGAGAGUGAUGAAGAAGAGAGUGCGGAACAGCUGACGGUCAAAUGCCCGAACCGAGGAGAGAGAGUCGCAUUGGAAGAUGGUACAACGCGAGGUGCACUUUGCAAUGCGAGACAGAGAGAGAGCGUGUGUGGUGUGUGAAGGAAGCGAGAGUGUGGUACGAGCGAGGAAGAGAGAGAGUAAGGGGUGCGGAGAGUAGAGAGCGGAGCCAUUGGAUCGGAGAAGCGGGAAUGGGGAUGGUCGGUCACGCAUUGGGAUGAGCACAGCGCGCAGAGGACGAAGUGCUCAAAGAGAAGGAGACAGGAGAGCGACACUUGUGGAGAAGAGGAGGCGGCGGGGGGCGGGGGAACGGGAACAGGGAAGGGAAGACGAUGGAGUAACGGAAGAGCCAGCAAAUGGCUGAAGCACAACAAGCAUCAUUGCUGUAGAAGGGACGAGUAUUACGUGACGGUGAAGCAGGUCGCAAGGACAAAGCCCAUCAGGAAGGGCAGGAUGGACAACCCUGGAAAGCAAGACAGCAUGAUUUGGAAAAAAAGGGUAGAAUAACAAGAAAAAGAGAGAAACAAAGGGGGACUGGGUUUCUGAGAAAGUGGGGAAUAAUAUCAGAAACAAAAAAAUCAGUAAAGAGUGCGUAGAGUCCUCGGAAGAAGGAUGGAACGAAAAGCUCACAGUCACACUCGAUCGACGCAAAGCACCUAAAACUGAUCGGCUCAGUUCUCAAUUGCACUGACUUUGGCUUGCUCUGAGCAUCAUUGUCGCUUCUUCGCCUGAUAAACAAGUGGUUGUUGUGCUUUCUCUCGUCGUUUCUUGGAUUUGAGAUCUGCUCUUUUGCCAUGGCGCUUGCGGGAUUGCAGCGAUCGUCGCCGCUGCGCUGGCUGGAGCCAAUGCGAAUGAUGACGGCCAUCCAGAGCGCGUGUGGCCAUCGCGACCAUCCAGCACGACCAGCUGCGGUGAUCAGGACUGCGCUGCGAGGGCAUAUCGAUGCCAGGUCUAUGGCGACGCUGCUAGGGGUGCGACAGGGUUCACAACUACCGUCAGGACGAGGAGAGUUCGAGCUCAAGUUGGACACGAGGAUGGCGAGUCGGAGCUACGUGACCGAGGCAUCGUCCUCACAAACGCAGACCCAGACCCAGACCCAGACCCAGACCCAGACCCAAACUCAAGAUGCUACAAGAUCAGAGCACAUGAACGACACUGGACGUGCAGAUCCGAUGGAAAUGCUGCAACUGCAAUCCACGCAAGUCUACAUUUCAACAAGUACCAAUCCAUGGUGGAAUCUUGCUCUCGAGGAGUGGUUUACGAGAAAUGUCGAUUGUGCAUCACACCAGCAAUUGUUCCUGUAUCGGAACUCGCCUUGCGUUGUCAUUGGUCGAAGUCAGAAUCCUUGGAAAGAGUGCAACCCUGCCUUUCUUGCAGAACAUAACAUUGCCUUCCUGCGGCGGAAAAGCGGCGGUGGCACCGUCUUCCAUGACGAACAAAACCUUAAUCUGUCCUUCUUGACCAAUCGCACAAGUUUCAACAAGCAACGCAAUUCUCUGUUUGUGGCGCGCACGUUGCACUCGAGGUUGGGAAUUCCUGCAUCCUUGACUCCACGCAACGACGUGUUUCUAAACGAAAAGAAAAUAUCUGGGUCAGCCUACCGACUUGUCAGUCGAAGCGCCUACCAUCAUUGCACACUGCUCGUGGCCACGGAGCUUUCCAGCCUCCGGCAAAGUCUUCAGCACGCAGCGCAACGGAUUGAAACGAGAGCCAUCGAUUCGGUUCGGUCGCCAGUGACGUCGCUCCACAGCUCUGGCCAUCCCGUCACGGUGGAGGCGGUCUGUGAUGUCAUUUCGCAGCAGUUUCUUCACGAGACCGGUGCAGCGCUAGAAUUGGAGCCCCAACUGGUCAAUCCAAUCGACGAAGUAGCAUAUCCCGGAAUCACUGCCAUGUGUGAAGAAUUACAGAGCUGGGACUGGACGUUUGGACAAACCCCGGUCUUCACACAGACUCUCACAAGCGACGACGUUGUGCGUCGCAGCCAAGUCGAUCACUUUACCGUCACGGUGAAGUGCAACGAUGCUCGGAUCGUAGACUGUGCCAUCAGCAGUCAGAAUAACCAGCUUGAUCAGUCAGCCAUCGACGUGCUUCAGGCUGCCAUGAUUGGCCUACGAUAUGGCUCACGGGAAUCGUUGGUCGAAGCCUUGGAGCAAGCUCGCCAGAGGCUGGGCCCUUCGUUCCACCACAACGGCCAUCUCCACCACUUGUGCGACGUAAUCAGGCAGUUUGCAUAG
This is a messenger RNA of Capsaspora owczarzaki ATCC 30864, 2363 nucleotides long. RefSeq names its product lipoate-protein ligase A. The transcript is spliced from 10 exons. Gene Ontology annotation, molecular function: lipoyltransferase activity. Gene Ontology annotation, cellular component: cytoplasm; mitochondrion. The record is from RefSeq and is a predicted model, not a curated record. Bases 924 to 2363 code for a protein of 479 amino acids. Gene Ontology annotation, biological process: protein lipoylation. Lineage: Eukaryota; Filasterea; Ministeriida; Capsasporidae.